AUGACUAUGGAUGAUGAAGUUGAUACUGGGCAGCAGUUAGAGCCACGUGGAAUCCAGGAUGCCAUUGAUGACAGCAUUUGUAUGAGCAAAGGUUGUGAGAUUAGGGUUUGUGUUGUGAAGGCUAAUGAAGAUCAUGGAUGUGUUGAUGUGUUCCCAGAAGAGCUCACAGGUCAGGUCCAGGUGGAUGAGACAACCUUUCGGUGUCCUAAAUGUUAUCCUGCACAGUCAUUGCCACUCCCCUACAAGAUUCAAGGAUAUGCGGUGAGACAGGAGUUCAUCCACCGCAACUACUUCCCCCUCCUUUCUGUGUUCUUGUCAUGGAGCGGCUUCAAUCAGGAAUACACUGCGGAUGUUGUCUGA
Suillus paluster is the source of this 360-nucleotide messenger RNA. RefSeq lists its product as uncharacterized. NCBI's taxonomy places the organism in Eukaryota, Fungi, Basidiomycota, Agaricomycetes, Boletales, Suillaceae. Bases 1 to 360 code for a protein of 119 amino acids. The record is from RefSeq and is a predicted model, not a curated record. The transcript has 4 exons.